AUGAAUUUGAUCUUUCGGAUGGGUUUGGUGCUGUAUUAUUUUUGUAUUUACUGAGAAUGAAAUCUUUUACUAAUGGUUCUGGAAAUGUUCGAAAAUGGAAAAACCUAAAUCUUUCUUCCUGA
Molecule: messenger RNA, 122 nt
Organism: Dentiscutata erythropus
Lineage: Eukaryota; Fungi; Glomeromycota; Glomeromycetes; Diversisporales; Gigasporaceae
Source: the annotation of a GenBank genome assembly